Gossypium arboreum is the source of this 1580-nucleotide messenger RNA. RefSeq names its product putative disease resistance protein At3g14460. The transcript has 2 exons. Lineage: Eukaryota; Viridiplantae; Streptophyta; Magnoliopsida; Malvales; Malvaceae. The record is from RefSeq and is a predicted model, not a curated record. Bases 76 to 1446 code for a protein of 456 amino acids.
GUACAGAAGGUUAACUUUUUGAAACAUGUUUCUCUUUCAAAUAUUUCAAAGUUUAAUAUUUCAGCAGAGAGGAUAAUGUUGAGAUUUGCAAACUUUGAAACCUUCAACAUCUAUGGUUGGAAGGAGUUGGGAUCUUUAUCGCAAAUUGGGUUAAGAUUAAUUGGGCAUCGUUUCAUCACGAUUAGGGAUUGUCCGCAAUUGGUCUCUUUGGAAACAGAGGAGGAGAUAUUGCAACUUGACAAGAUUCCAGGUGUUGAAUCUCUGGAAAUAGGUAAUUGUGAAAGGCUGAAUAGACUACCAAAAGUCUUAUAUGCUUUCCCAUUCAUUACGACAAUAGAACUUGAAAAGUGUCCAGGCUUGGUUUGUUUUGCAGAGAGUAACUUUCCUCCUGCUUUAAAAGAGCUGAGGAUUGUGAAUUGCGUGAAUUUGCAAUAUUUGGUUGAUGAAAAAGAAAAUAAUAAUAAGAGUAUGAGUAGCAACACUUGUCUUCUUGAGCACUUACAUAUACGCUCUUGUCUUCUUGAGUACUUACAUAUACGCUACUGUCCAUCUCUAAUAUGGUUAUCAUCAAGGGGCGAUAUAUGCAAUCGGCUUCAACAUCUCCACAUUGAAAGUUGUUUAAAGCUAAGUAGCUUAUUUUUAAACACCAAGUUACCCGUAAUGCUUAAACAUCUGAAUAUUGGGGAUUGUCCAGUGUUGGAAUGCAUAGCCCAAGACUUCCUUGAAACCACUGAUCUCGAAAGCAUUCUAAUUAGGCGUGCUGAAAAAAUUAAAUCAUUACCGCGGGGAUUAGACAAGCUCAGCCAUCUUCAGGAGAUUCGAUUAUCUAGGUGUCCAAAUCUGGUUCCAUUUGAAGAAAGUGGGUUGCCCACCACAAAUCUCAGAGUUUUCUCAAUUGAGGAAUGUGAAAAUUUUGGACUCCUUCCCAAGUGCAUCCACAACUUCACCUCCCUUCGAAAAUUAAAGGUGUGGAACUGUUCGGCUGACAUAUCCUUUCCAGUAGAGGGUUUCCCUACCAACCUCACAUCACUUGCAAUCUCAAACGCUUCCAAAAUUUAUACAUCACUUGUUCAAUGGGGAUUUAACAGACUCACCUCUCUUCAAGAACUGGCUAUCAGCGGUGAAGGAUGCUCAAGUGUCAUGUCGUUUCCAGAAGAAGGGAUAGGAAGAAUGCUGCCUCCUUCUCUCAGAUAUAUCUGCAUUCGGAAUUUUGAGAAUUUGGAAUACAUGUGCUCGAAGGGCUUUCAACACCUCACCUCUCUUCAACAAUUGCGAAUUUAUCGUUGUCCUAACCUCACAUCUCUUCCGGAAAAGGAUAUGCUUCUCUCGCUUGAGCAGCUACAUAUUUGCAAUUGCCCAUUGCUAGAAGAAGAACGAGAGAGGUCCAAGAUUGCCCAUAUACCUUUCGUUAGAAUUGGUUUCAAAACAGUCAUCGCGGGAAUUUGAUUGAAAUUUAAGCUGCCAAAUCUGGCAUCGAUUUCUCCACACUCAAACCACAGGCAUUGAAGGGUAAACUGGCGAAAAAUAGAGGAGACCUUCAAUUGAUCUGCUUCAGCUCAUUUGAUUUUGUAAAGCGGUUA